AUGAGACAACAUCAACAAUAUCAUCGAAAGCAACAUUCAACUAGAUCAAAUACAAAUGAUUAUGAUACAAAUUCAGUUGGUAUAGAUGAUGAGCAAUUUUCACCAAGUAUAGCUUAUCGAAUGGCAAAUAUGAAUAUAGAUUCUGUGAUUGAUUAUUUAAGUGAUGAUGAAUCUGAUUCAGAAAUGCCUAAUGGAUGUAAUUUAAAUAUAUCAAAUCCAGUUCGACAAGUAAUUUGUCAAAUGCUUGACAAUUACAUGAAUGAAAAUAAAACAAAUGCUGAAAUUGAGUUUCCAUCAUCAUUAUUUUGUCAUGAAAGAAUAUUUGUUCGUCAACAAGCUCAACAACGGAAUCUUAUUUGUAGAACAUUAGGACGUGGUGCAUCACGUAUAAUUGCUGUUUCAAAAGUAUCCAAUGAAUUAAUUUCAAAUGAAACAAAUAAUUCAACUAAAAAAAUAACAUUUUCAUUAAAUAAUUCACAAUUAAUGAAUGAUGUUAAUCUUUAUUUACAAUCAUGUCCGAUUUCAGCUGAAGAUAAUGAUUUACUUCAAGCUAAAAUACAAAAAACUCCAAGUUCUCUUAACGAUUGGUUUUAUUGUACAUUAUUACGUUCGGGUAAUCCACUUUGUAAAUUAUCAGAUAUAAAACCACAAAUACCUGAUCAAAGAUUUCUUUCUCAUGAAUAUUCUAAUCAAUUAUUACCAAUUGAUAAAACUGCAACACGAGAUAAUCUACUUCAUCUCGUCGAAAAUAAUAAAAUGAUUUUCCUAAGUGGACCACCAGCAAUUGGAAAAUCAAUUCGAGUUUAUCAAUAUUUAAAUGAUGAUCAUUUCGAUAAACAAUGGCCUAUUCGUAUUUUACAUAGUUGCACCAAUAAUCUUUCGGCAUAUGUUUUAUCAACAUCAAACAAAUCAAUCGAUUGUUUUACAUUUGAUAAUAUGGCUUUAACUACUAACGUAACAUCAUUGAUUACAAUAACAACACAUGAACUUCUUUUACAUACAUUAAUAAGUGGAGAUUAUUUAUUAAAAUCAUCUAUAACACAUUUAAUUAUUGAUGAUGUACAUAAACGAUCACAUACAUUGGAUAUGUUAUUAGCAUAUUUAAAAGAUACAUUACAUAAAUUUCGACAUUUAAAAAUAAUUCUUCUACAAACAACAAUACAAUAUGAUACAUUAGUAAAAUAUUUUGGAAAUGUUGCAACAUAUACAAUUGAUAUGAAUGAAAUAGCUAAUCAGAAAAUUGAAGAAAUAUUUCUUGAUCAAAUUUUAAUUGAUAUUCAACGAAUGGAUCAAAAUAAAUGUUUAUCAAUCAUUAAUUUUGGAAUACAAUUAUUAGAUUAUUGGUGUCAUUCAGCAGAACAAUCAUCUGUUCAACAUAAAAUAUCAUCAUCAAUUAUUUGUGAACCAUGUCAAAAUAUUUAUUCAUUAUUAGAACAAAAUAUGACAACAAUUGAAAAAUAUUUGAAUAAUUUAAUUGGACGAUGUUUUAUUAAUGGUUUAAUUGAAGAUUUUAAAUCAUUAAUCAAUUUUAUUACUCAAUAUCCAGAUAAAUGUAAUCAUCAACAUCCAUUAACACUUGUAACACCAUUAAUGUGUAUAUCAAUGUGGAGUAUAAAACCUUUAAUUGAACAUUUAUUAUCAAUAGAUAGUUUAUUAUUUAAUCUUCGUGCUGUAAAUAAUUUUUCUGCUAUUGAUUUUGCCCGGAAAUAUGCAACUAAUGAAAUAACUGAUUUACUUGAAUCAUCUAUAACACAUGAUUCGCUUCUAUUGGAACAAUUAUUAAGUUUAACAAAUAAUAAUUCAAAUAUAACGCCAACAAUCGCAGUUAUGAAAUAUUAUUUACAAACACGAAAAUGUAAUGAUCUUAUCGAUUAUCAAUUGAUUUUAUCAGUUGUAAAAUAUAUAUGUCAAAUACAAUCAGGUCAUAUUUUGGUAUAUUUACCUGGAUUAGAUGAGAUAUAUGUAAUGAAUGAUUUAUUAUUAAUAUCAAAUAUUUCAAAUGAAUUCAAAAUAGAUAUUCAUAUGAUUUUAAAUUCAUCGUCAUGGUCAUUGAUAAAUAAUAAUAGUUCACGAUUAUUAAUUCUUUGUGAUGCUAAUUGUGAAACAGGUAUACCAUUUCGUAAUAUAACUUGUGUUAUUGAUACAGGCAUAACUCUCGAGAAAUGUUAUCAUACAACAACAUCAAAAUUUUUACCGAAAUACAAUUGGAUAAGUCAAACAAGUGCUACCGAAAGAAAAUAUCGAGUUAAUAUAGAAGAAGGUGGUAUUUGUUAUCGACUUUAUUCUCAUUUUUUAUUUGAUGAAAAAAUUAAUGAUAAUAUCAAUUCAGAAAUGGCUCGACAACCUUUACUUGAAAAUAUUAUGCAAGCGAAAUUAUUUGCUUGGACAAAUUGUUCUGUUGCAGAAUUUAUGUUAAAAUUGCCAUUUCCGCCACCAUUUGCUAUUGUUCGAGCUGGAAUUUCUCAAUUAAAAAAUCUUGAAUUAUUCGAUAAAUGGGAAGAUCUUGUAGAUUUAGGUGCUUAUUGUUUAGCAUUACCAGUAGUAGAAUUACCAUAUGCAAUGAUGAUUGUUUAUGCUCAUCUUUUUAAAUGUCUUCAACCAAUAUUAAUUAUUAUAUCAACAUUAAUUAUGGGUGAUCCAUUUCAAUCAAUAUCAAAUCAAAGAGAUGUAUUAAAAUUAAAACAACGUUUAUCAUCAAACAAAAACUCUGAUCAUUUUAUUUUUUAUCAAUUAUAUCAACAAUGGGAGCAAUCAAUUGAUAAAAAGCAAUUUUAUAUCGAUUGGAAAAUAAAAUAUUUUCGAAUGAAACAAAUCGAUCAAUUUAAAAAAUGGUUAAUUAAUUUUUUAAUAAAUAUAAAUUUUUCAAAAUUCUUCUAUUCAAAUAAUGAAGAGCAUAUUAAUUUAAAUGAGAAUGCAUCAUGUUGGCCACUUAUUCAAGCAAUUCUUGUUCGUUGUUUACCACAGAAUUUAAUUACGCAUGAUCAAAAAUGGUUAACGAAUCGGAAUGAAUUAGUUAGUCUUGAUCGAAUAUCUAUAUUAAAUAAUAUUCCAUGGAAUGAACACGAUCAAAUUUAUUUUGCUAUCUGUGAUGAUUUAAUACGUUCAAAUAAAGGUUUAUUUGUCAGUAAAUCUUGUACAAUAAUUGAACAAAUUGUAUUAUUAUUUUUUGGAACAAUAAAUGAUACAUUGAAAUUGAAUGAUUAUGAAAUUAUUUUAACAGAUAAUAAUUUAUAUAAAUUGCGAACAAAAUUAAAUGCUUGUAUACGAAGAAAAUUACAGUCGCUUGGUUGUGAUAAUGAUACAACAAAUGAUUAUCAUUCAUUUAAUUUAUUAGUCAAGAUUUUUUCAAAUAUAUAA
Adineta steineri is the source of this 3357-nucleotide messenger RNA. NCBI's taxonomy places the organism in Eukaryota, Metazoa, Rotifera, Eurotatoria, Adinetida, Adinetidae. The record is from the annotation of a GenBank genome assembly.